AUGCAUGUUGCAGCCAGCACGCCGAGUCGGUUGCAGCAUGAAGAUGGGCCGAGCCCAGAGGUCAUUCGCCAGCUUGAUCUGGACCUUCCCCGGACGGCUGGUGGUGACAAGUCGCUCCAGGCUUGCAUCGGCAGGGUUCGAGGCAUGAUCCUCCAACACCUUGACGAAGACCCUGAGCUUGGCUACUGCCAGGGCAUGACACUAGUCGCGGCAGUUUUUGCUGCUGCGAUUCAAGAUCCUGAGGCAUACAAGCGCUUCGCCGCAUUUGUGAAACAAGUGCGUGGUCUUUGGCUGCCUGGAUUUCCGCUGCUGAUGCCCUGCAUGUCGGGCUUUGAGGUCCUAGCACGGGAGAGAGCUUGGUUCAUUCACUUCACCAGGCUUGGUGUGCGCAGUGACAUGUUUUUGCCGCAGGCAAUGUUGUCCAUGUUUGUGAAUUGGCUGCCGCUGAUGAUGUUACUGCAUUGCUUGAGCUUCCUGGAAGACUUUGGCCUAGCGGCCUUGCUUUCAAUGGCAGUCGCCUUCCUGGACUUGCACGAAGCCCGCUUGCUUGAGCAACCCACGUUUGAGGAGCUCAUGGAGACAUUACAGGGCCUCAAGCAGGCAGAGGGCUGCCCCUCCGAGCUGCUGCUGAGAGCUGAGCGCGGCAUGGCGGAGGCAUCGGAAGCGCUGGAAGCAGAGCAAAUCGUGCCAAGACCCUCUCAUGGCCGCUUCAAGCGCAAAGGCUCGCAGGUGGUGGAUGAGGAGGGCAAAGAGAUCUUGGCAUCGUCUGGCCUGGGAAGCACCAUUGAGUGGAUCUCCUCACAGACGAGCAGUUCGAUAUCUGACUGGUGGCAGGGAACGGGCCUGCGCUCGUCGCUUCUCGGCUGGGCCUUCCUGCAAUGUGAGGCUCCCUCCGUGUCGAGCCGUGAGAAGGUAGCCGAGAGCAGGGUACUUUCAGCGCUGGAGCGCAGUCUGUGA
Molecule: messenger RNA, 957 nt
Organism: Symbiodinium pilosum
Lineage: Eukaryota; Dinophyceae; Suessiales; Symbiodiniaceae
Source: the annotation of a GenBank genome assembly